CUUGAUAUUAAUCCUGAGAUUCAAAUGUCCACAAAACAGUUUCUUGAAAUGGAUUCUAUUAUUGCAAGUUAUGAAAUCAUGUCUGAUAUGGAAAUUGUAAAGGAAGUCUUACACUGCUCUAAUCCUUUGCCACUUGAAAAUAAUUCUGAAGACGAGGUAAUACUAUUGCCAAAAACUGUACUACAAGGAAAAGAGAUGCUUGAAGGUGCUCUUUUGUGCAAUCUGGUUGCAAUUGCUUCUGUUCUAAUUUCGCAACUCUGGCAACAGUAUCAAUUUCAUUCAGCUCCAUACCGCCAAAAACAUGGGCCCAUUUUCUCUUUUCGACGAGAGGCUGAUGAACUCAAACGCAGUUUAAAUUUACUUGUAAAAGAUAAUUCGGAAAAGGUCAGAGAGGGUGCCACUCGGUUGUUGGAUAAUUUCGAGACAGAUAUGGAGGCCCUGCUGAAGUCCCAAGAAGGGGUACAUACUUCCGUGUCUACGGCGGGGGGAUCAACCUGCUUUAUGGGGAAUCCGACACGUUCUGGGGAUCAACCUGUUUUAUGGCGAGAGGUGUAUAUUCUCACACAACUACGGCGAGGGAAUCAACUUGCUUUAUGGGGAACCGUUAGACAUCGAACGAAAUUUGAGGAUGUUCACAUAUUUUGGCAACGAAUCGAGAAUGAAACAUUGAUUGACAAUGCUGAGACGGAAGUAGCUUGCAAGUUCAUAUACAGAUCUUCUAAUGUCAUUGAUGUGGCGCUUACCAAUGUUGAGGAGAAGAUGAAACAAAAUCGAAAGCAUGCAGAAAAUAGGAUGCAAAGACAACCAUAUGAAAAUUCAUCAACUUCUUUAGAUGAGGGUGGAGGGUGUUCUACAAAGAAAAUCGGAGGUAUUACACCCGUUUGUUAUAAUAACAAUCUGAGUGAAAUUGAUUCGGAGCACGAAGAGAAGGCAAAUAGUAUACUAAUGCAAAUGUUGGAGUCCGAUAAAAGAAAACAAUAUGAAUAUGAUGAUGGAAGUGAUUAUGAACCAAGUAGCAGUCCUUCCUCUGAUUCGAGCCAUUAUAAAAAAAAAAAGCAAAAGAUAAGCAAACGAAAACAAUCAAAAUCAAAAGUAACAGUGAUAUGUGAAAGAAAUCAUUGCAGUAGUACUAAUAAGAAUGAAGAUAAUUCAGCACCUGCAAUAAUUAUGACCGGAGGUGACGUUGCAUCACCUCUGCCAUUAUCAUUAUUACUUCCACCGUCACUGCUAUCACCACCCAGUUCUCUAAAUUCUGUACUAAACAAUGUAAUAAUACCACAAGAUUUACCAACGUUGGUAAAUCAAGAUCAAUUAUCGACUUUAACUGCGAACCCUUCCAUCCAAACUCCUGGGACUCCACCGCCAAUGCCAAAUGUUAAUAAUAUACAGAUUACUCCUCAAAAGUCGGUGCUUUCUAAGGAAUCUGUUACCUAUCUGCAAAAUUAUAUAGAAUUAAACGUAAAUGGUCAAGGAAUGAUCAUAAAAGACAAUCAUACUUCGGAAGAAACCUCUAGUAUAAUUCGCAAUUGGCUUAUAACGGCAUUAACAUCACCGAAAGAGGAGUUUGUAAAAGCUAUCAUAGCUCCUUUAAGCUCAGAAGCAAGUCCAAAAGAUCAUGAUUUUCGUCAAAUUUGCGAGUUUGUACUUUACGAUUUUUAUUUUAUGACAAAGAAAGGUCCGUUAAGAAGAGACGUUAGUGAGAAUACGUAUAUUGUCGAUAGGAUCGCUCCCCUGUUCAAAGCAAUUCAAUCGGUGUAUAAUGAAUAUAAAUUUCAUUGGAUCGAAGUUGAAUUGGAUUGUAUGAGGGAAGUGAAGAAGAUAUUCCCCAAGUUUGAUUUACCUAUAAACCAAGCUGAUGAUUCAGAAAAGCUUUUGAAAGAAGCCGUAUUUGGUCUUGUUUCUCUAUUACGAAAUUAUUUGGACAAAAGUGCGGAAGAAUCGAAACAGUUAUAUACUUUCAUAAUUCAGGGCAUCGGCGACCGGUUAACGCUCAGUAAAUUAUGCUUAAUAAAUAAGCAUGUCUACAAAGUUUCGCAGAUAAAAUCUGCAACCCUCCCAUUCGAAUUCAUUGAUGUGGCGGAUUAUUUAGCUGUCUUUGAAUUCCUUUAUAUUCUUGUGAUCGAGCUCGAAAGUCAAACGAGAGUAAUUAAUAAAUUAAGGUUAUCUAGAUCGGCCGAUGGCGUGAUUGUACCAAGAAUUCGGGAUUGGAUUUGGAUUCCAGAUUCGAUUUCUGCAUGGGAAUGUGAAGAGAUUCAAAAUGAAAAUCUAUGA
This is a messenger RNA of Acaulospora morrowiae, 2271 nucleotides long. Lineage: Eukaryota; Fungi; Glomeromycota; Glomeromycetes; Diversisporales; Acaulosporaceae. The record is from the annotation of a GenBank genome assembly.